Messenger RNA from Lactuca saligna, 345 nucleotides. Lineage: Eukaryota; Viridiplantae; Streptophyta; Magnoliopsida; Asterales; Asteraceae. The record is from the annotation of a GenBank genome assembly.
AUGGGUCAUUCUUCACCUGUGAGGGAUCCUCCACUUAAGUCGAAUCUCAAGGCGACUAGAAAUCCUAAUGGUACUAUGGAAACUUCUAAAGUAGACACACCCAUCAAUCUAGGUGAAAAAACGCAAGUCAUACCACCCAGGGUGUUGACUGUCGAGUCUACUCCUAAGCAAACUAAAGUCAUACCACCCAGGGUGUUGACUGCCGUAUCAUUUCAUGAUGAGAUUCGCACUUCAGGCAUCACUGCAAACAUAUCUAUUAUGGACGCAAAUGUCACUAUGGGUGAAGUAGUAUUGAAUACAGCUGCCCCAAGGCAAUCCUUCUCUUGUUGUCUCAUCUACCUUUGA